Molecule: messenger RNA, 1230 nt
Organism: Fraxinus pennsylvanica
Lineage: Eukaryota; Viridiplantae; Streptophyta; Magnoliopsida; Lamiales; Oleaceae
Source: the annotation of a GenBank genome assembly
AUGAAGGAAAGGAAUGACAUAGAAAUUGUGAAACCAAGUAACACUUUUUGUUCUGCUCGUUCCAUUAGUGUUAUUGUGGAAUUACUCGAUCAAAAGAAGAGGAUUAUAGAUAUGCUGAUUCGUCCGAAUUUAGAAGUCUGUAUCAUCUCAGUUGUUGGUAUGGGAGGCCUUAGCAAGACUACCCUAGCAAGACAAAUUUAUCAUGACCCGGAUAUUGCAUCUCACUUCGAUAUUCUUGCAUGGGUAACAGUAUCACAAAGAUAUUAUGAACAAGAAGUACUCAGUCGCCUUCUGCAUUCCAUGAGAGACCUCAAUCAUGAAUUGUAUGCUGAUCCUGAUUGCUACGUUCACCAUAUGGCACCUCAAAGUGAAGAUGGAUCCUGGAUUCUGCUGCGACAUUUGGUGUUUGAUAAAGAUCCGUAUCCUCGUGAAUUGGAGAAAUUUGGUAGGAUGAUUGCAAGGAACUGCAGAGGACUUCCACUUGCACUUAUCUUGAUCGGUGGUGUCCUGUACAAAGCUGAGAGGACACGUGAUUACUGGAUCAUCCAUGAUGAAGUGAGGGACUUCUGCCGGACGAAAACAAAGGAGAAGUUUAAUUCGGGUGAUGAGUAUCUUACAGAAGUCCAUGACAAUCUUCGACACAUUACUAUUCUCUCAGAUUUGAAGGAUCAAAUCCCCCCGAAUUUGAUCUUGCACACAAUCGUGAUUUACGCCAUUGCCAAAAAUAUAAAUAACAGAGCGGAUGCGCAAAUCACGAUUGUGUACAAGAUCAAAUUUGGGUAUUUGAUUCUUCAAUUCUGUGAGAAUACUAACAUGACGAAGAUUGUCAUGGACUUCUGGAAGAUUCUCAACGUCCGAUUUGAAAUUUUCCUUAGUUUUCAUCAGGCAGAAGUCCCUCAGGACAUCAUGGAUACAGCAGGUUUUGAUUUCACCACUACAGAGGUGAAAGUGAAAGUGGAAGUCUAUCGCAGUUCUUUGCAAUCACCAUACCUAAUGUCACCAAUUCAAGAGGACACAUUUCUUUAUCAAACACCAAAUGUUGCAGCAGAUUCCAGCAUUCUUCCAGAGUUUGAAAUCUCAUAUAAUGAACGUAGCAAUCAGGAUCAGCAUACCGAGCCACAUCAUGUGAUCGAGUUGUCAACAAAAUCCGGCUUCCAUUACUGUCAUGUGGAAGCAAACUUUUGGCUUUUAACACGAUUUCUCCAUCCCACACAUCGUCAAGGACAAUGA